AUGUCGAGGCUCAAUUUAACCGAACCGAUAGACAAAGCCGAUGAUAAAAUAUUAUACCUUCCGAAAGCUUCCAGAUCGGUAAGUAAUCACGGAAGAAAUACCUCUGGGACGCGAGCGAGAAGCAAAAUUCCUAUGAUAGUCACCCAGAAUACCGCGGCCGACACAUCUCAAAUGUCACCAGCAAAAGAGAUGACAUCUCCGCCUUCGGUCUGGGGAAAUCGCAGUCGUAUGACUUCACGUAGUUUCAACUCAUCUCCGUCAAAAACUCGGGCUUCCAGUUUCAGUGCCGCAAAUCAGAGGAUUCUGGAGAGACAGUAUAAAAAUAAACAAAAUCGUUACAUGUCAAUCAGGAAUGAAAUUCAAGAAAAACAAUUGAGUGCAUUAAAUAUAUACGAAGAAGUCUCUCAGUUGAGAGAAAAAAUAAUGGCUGUUGGUGGUAAAGAUCCAGGUAAAAUAGAGUCUAUAAAGUCUAUAUCCGGUGACUUUUCGGUAAAAAUUAAUGAGAAUUACAACAACAAUGAUAAUAAUAAUAAUAAUAAUAAUAAUCGGGGAAGCGCUACGAUAAAUUCAUCAAUUAAUAAAGAAUUUGCGUCUACUUUACUAAAUGAAUUGGAAGAUUAUCCGAAAGGGUGCUUGACUCUCUGCGAGGAUGCUAUUAAUAAGCAUUCCGAGUUGAUUAAAUCGAUUGAUAAUUUAAAAUUGAACCAUAAUGAAGAUAAGCUCGGGGAAUUUUUUUUAAAACAACUUGAUGAUUGGAAGACUGAAACUGAGAGUUUUAAAGUAAGACUUGAAAUGACGAAAAAAUCAAUCGAAGAAUCCAAAAGUGAGAUGACUAAUAAAGUGAAGGCUAUGUGGGAAGAAAUAGAUUGCUCGAGGUUCAAAAUACGCGAACUUGAGACAAUGAGCAAUGAGGUUGUUGAUAAAUUAAGAAAAAAAAUCGAGGCGGAAGCUGAAAAAUUUAAUCAGCUUAAGGAGACAAAGGAUGUCACAGAUAAUGACUUGCGCAAGACAAAGGCUGUUGUUCAAGAGCUCGAGGCUCGUAUACAGAGUGACGAAAUAAAUAUAAUCAAAUCCCAGGAGUAUGUUAAGAGUCUAAAGAGUGAGCUGCAUCAGAAUGAUAAAAUUUUUGAGAACAGAACUCGGGAUUUGAAUAAUAGUUUGAAAAACGCCGAGGAAACAAUUGAAAAUUUAGAGAAUCAGCGGAGCGAAUUGGAGGCCAGUUUAAUUGAGCUGCAGGAUAAACUCGAGGAAGUUCAGUUGGAGCGGGACGAAGCUAUUCAGGAGGCGAGAAAGCGGAUAGAAGAAGACGAGGAGUUUUAUAAAAGUUCUCAAGUGGAAAAGCUUAACUGCGAAAUCGCUUCUUUGAAUAAAGAAUUGAUAACUUGCAAAGAUUUUAUUUCUGGUAUUAAUGACCGGAAAUUAUCCAGUGAUCGAGAUUUAGAGUGUCAACUUGAGGAGGAGCGCGCUCGGAUUAAAGACUUGACUCAGGAUUAUCAAUCGCUUCAGAGAACCUUUGAGACAACCCAGGCGAGAAUGAUUGAUCUGGAGCAGCAAGUAGCCUCGAUGUACGGCGGAGAUCUAAAAGACGUGCCCAAGGAUGGCUUUCAAGCUCUCGAGGUGCUAAAAAUUAAUGAGGAACUCGGUCAAGAGAUAGCCGAUCUCAGGCGGAAGAAUAUCGAGCUGGAUAGCAGCUUAGCAGAGGCUGUCAAUAAGUUUCACCAGCGAGACCAGCAGGUCCACGAGCAGGCUGCGCAAAUUCGAGUCUUAGAUCAGAUGAUAGUUUAUCUUAAAAAUAAAACUCACGGCAUUAGUGAUGAUCAAGAGGUCACUAAGGAAAUUUCUACAAACACGGAAGCGAUACAGAAGCUGUACGAGAUGGUGGAUACCAAAGAGCUCCAGCUGACGCGUCUUGAGAAGCUAGUCAAGCAGAUGGAGGACCAGGAAGAACGGGCUCAGGAGCAACGAACGCGUCUAGAGAGAAGAAUAGCCCAGCUGGAGCUGGCUUUGCAGACCAAAAACAACAAGGACCCUCGGUACGCUGACUAUAGUAUUUAUGAGCAAGUAUUUCAGGCAGUUCCUUCCUCUCCUCGGUUCCUGGAUCCUCAGCCGAAGCCCCGCACUCCAGAGUAUGUUUACAACACUCGGCUGGUCCAAGAAGAAGUCGCGCGAACCUUGGAGUUGGAGAGAAAGUAUCAGAAGUACAAGCAAAAGUCUCAACAUAUUGAGUGCUUCUACAACUGGAUGCUAGAGAGAUCUCCAAAUUUUGGUGAUUUAAAUACUAGCGAAGACUAUCACUCGCGUAAUCGAUAUCCCAAUCCGACUGUCCCCCACAUCGACGUCAGCAGCUAUGCUUAUCAGGAAAGGUUUCAGUGCGGCCUCCUGUAAGGAAUUUUUUGAACGC
Molecule: messenger RNA, 2401 nt
Organism: Cotesia congregata
Lineage: Eukaryota; Metazoa; Arthropoda; Insecta; Hymenoptera; Braconidae
Source: the annotation of a GenBank genome assembly